Molecule: messenger RNA, 1176 nt
Organism: Fusarium keratoplasticum
Lineage: Eukaryota; Fungi; Ascomycota; Sordariomycetes; Hypocreales; Nectriaceae
Exons: 1
Coding region: 1-1176 (391 amino acids)
Source: RefSeq, a predicted model, not a curated record
AUGCCCAAAAAAAGACCAUCCAAAGCCAAACGAGAUGCAAAAAAGUAUGGUGGGUUGCAUCAGCAAAGGGAAAAGAGGGAAUAUGAAGCCGCAAAGCAAGUGGUGGACGACGAAUCCCUCGAUUUCCCGGCCAAGAUCGACCACCUAGCCAAAGCGCGAAGGUGGUUCACCGCCGACACGACAAUUAUCGACAAGUACAUGUCAGGCGAGUUGACGACUGCCGAGACUGUCGAGAUACUGGCCAAGCCAGUUGAUGAGGCAUACUCAUCAGCAGAUUUUGGGCGGCAAUGGCAUAGGCAAGAAAUGGUUGCUCGCGGCCAGCGCAAGUAUCACAGCCCCGGGAAAGCAUUGGAGAUGUGGGGGCCAGAGGAGGAGUGGCCAGAGCCUGAGGUGGAAUGGGAUGCUUCACAGAGCACGGAGAUGCUCCUAUGGGACCUGUGGUACUCCAUCCUACACGCCGCGAAACGGAUCCCAUACACCGACGAUGCCCGGCAUGAAAAGCUCGUUGGGCUGGUAAGAGCUUUCAAGGCCAGGCCUAAUCCCCCUCCACCUGUUCCAAUGACGAUUCCCCUCAAAAGAGAAUGGAUCUGGGAGUCUGGAAAACUCUGGACAGACCUAACCGUCUUGGGCAUAUCAGUGGCCGAAGUCUCAAACGAUUCCCCUGGUUGUGGAGCCGGUUGGUUGUGGCCAGAGCUUCGAGCAUGGGAGAAUGUCAAUGCUUUCCUGGCGAGACUGACAGCGAGUCAUCUCAUGACCUUCCAAAGUCUCGGCCUUUGGGCUCUGACCGAUGCCACAGAGAGAUCUCUCAGCGCAGGGUACAGGCGAACUUGUCCGCCAUCGGAUAACGAAAUUCUCUCCCACAGGGUGAUACUGGCAUCAUUGUGGGUGACGAUCGCUGGCGAACAGGUUUUCGCCGAGUACUACCCCAAGAUCCGCGACAAGAGGGAUAUAGAAGUUGUUGAUAGAAUUUUGGACUUGAGAGAUGAUAGACUACCUUGGACCAGAUCAAGAAAGAAGUACAAGGGUCGAGCCCGUUGGGAAACAGCUCGGAGGGAGUUUGUGCGAAGGCGGUUCGAGGCAGAAUGGCACAAUGAGAGCUUGCCUGUAGAGGCUCGGGAGAUGGCUUCUAAGGCUGCUAAGGCGUUGAUUCCAUUUGUGCAGUUGGGAGAAAAUUAA